UUUCAUUGCGUUGAUAUGCCAACUUUAGCUAUGCCCCCUGGUAAACGCGCAAUUCUAGACGCUGUUUAUCUUUUAUUUCGAAAAGAGGUUGUGUACAAGAACAGCUUCGUGAAUCAUUUGGCAAACAAUAAGGAUGUUUACCUUUUUACCGUGCCAGCCGCCAGAACGGAAUCGUAUGAAAGUCAUAAUCAUCUUCGAAUUAUUAAGGUGGUAAUGAAUUUUUGGACCAAUGUUGUUUGUUUAAACUUCACUAUUCGAUGGAUCUGGAUCGGCUUUCGUUAUCAGGAAAACCUGGAAGUCAAAGUCAACAAGUCUCUUAAAUUUUACGGUAUCUUUGGAUUAAUCUGUGUGUUUCUAACUAGUCUGGCUGGAUGUUGUGUUAUGUGGUUCACAGAUAUUUACGUCGAAGAAAUAAUAAAUCAAAUGACCAUAAGAGAAGGUUCGGAUGUGUACGAGGCGUGGAGGAAACCGCCGGUCAAGCCGCUGAUUUGCGUCCACAUUUUCAAUUAUACGAACCUCCCGAGGUUCUCUCAAGGGCUUGACGAGAAAAUUAAAUUGGAAGAAGUCGGCCCUUACUGCUACAGGGAAACUCUGGAGAAAAAGAACAUCACUUUCAAUAAUGACGGCACUGUAACUUAUGGUGACACAAGGAAGCACGAGUUUGAACCAUCUUAUUCAAAAGGUUUUCAGAACGAUACCGUAAUCGUUCCAAAUUUGUCAUUUAUUAGUACUGUUGCAAUGAGCAGGCACUUAUCCCCCUAUCUGCAGGUUGGGAUUUCGUUCACUUUAAGAAAUAUCAUCAGGUUUACAAAUUCAACCAUCAGUGUGACAGCUCACGAUUUUUUGUUUGGCUAUAAUGAUAGGAUAGUCAAAUACGGCUCUGAAAUAGCGAGGCUUCUACAGCAAGAUGUACCUUUUGACAAAUUUGGGAUUCUCGCACAGAGAGCUGCGAUCACUGAAGAAACGACAACUGUCAGGACAGGAACGAACGAUGUAGACAGAAUCGGCGUAGUUACAGAAAUAAACGGUCAAACCUCUUUGGACGCUUGGCCGGAGGAAGAGUGUAACAAGAUCGAUGGAAGCGACGGAGCAUUUUUCCCAAGGAGGACUCUCAACGAAUCAGCAACUAUUUAUUUAUUCCACAAAGACAUGUGUCGCAAGAUGCCAUUCGUUUAUGAAAAAGAAGUAGAGUUUCAAGAUGGGGUGGUAGCAAUGAGAUUCCAUGCGGCACCUGAUGUUUACAAUACAAAUGGAACUUGCUAUUGUCCGGAGUCUGGAUGUGCACCGGACGGUGUAUUUGAUCUUUCGCCAUGUGCUAUGGGAGCACCUAUAAUGAUGUCGUUUCCCCAUUUUCUAUACGGUGAUCCUUCUCUUAGCGAACCGUUUGAAGGACUUCAUCCUGACCCUGAGAAACACGAAUUCUACAUUGAUAUACAAAGACUAUUGGGUUUCACACUUGGUACAGUAUCAAGGUUGCAGCUAAACAUACAAAUACACCAAUCAACUUGGAUGCCUGAGAUUAAAGGUUUUCCCAAUGAAAUUAUCUUGCCAGUCGUCUGGCUUCAAGUCUCAGCGGAAAAAAUGCCACCAGAGUUGUUCAAUAUUAUUUAUCAUGCGACAUUCACAGUGAAGCGUAUGCAGUACGCUCUGAUGUGGGGGACCUUAUUCGCUACCCUUAUUUCAGCUGUAUUCCUUUUUUAUUACAUAAAAAAAGUACAAAGAGAAACGAAAAGAGAUGUCGAGGUGUUACCUGUUAACGAAACGGUCAUACUGACGACAAAUUUAAACAAUAAAGUGUGAUAUAGACGAAAGACUUUUUUUUUUCAAAUUAAAUUUUGGGCGGGUUUCAGAUAAUUGUGAUUCGUAAAUAACUGUAUAUAUAAUUUUAUUUUGUAAUUUUAGUGUAAACAAUGUGUUCCUAUUUCAAUAUUGUCAAUUAUUGUAUAUAAUGGUGAUAAAUUUUUAAAAAAUUAUAUAUUUUCUGUUACCAUGUAUAUAUAGGUAUAUAAUAGGUCGGUGAAAAAUAUUUUUCCCUUAGUCAACAUUGCUCAAAUUAUGGAUAUUUAGGUAUUUUAAUGGAUACUUUGUAUAUUUUUUCACAAAAUAAUGACCGAUUAUCCCCUUUCGUCAUUGUUAUUUUUGUAUAAAUUGUUGACAAAUUUUCUUUAGUUUUAAGUGCCAUGAAGAUCUUUUGUUACUACUGAAUAAUUUAUAAUAAAAAUAUUAUGUUAAU
Molecule: messenger RNA, 2233 nt
Organism: Cimex lectularius (bed bug)
Lineage: Eukaryota; Metazoa; Arthropoda; Insecta; Hemiptera; Cimicidae
Product: scavenger receptor class B member 1-like
Exons: 10
Coding region: 16-1800 (594 amino acids)
Cellular component (GO): membrane; cytoplasm
Molecular function (GO): scavenger receptor activity
Source: RefSeq, a predicted model, not a curated record